This is a messenger RNA of Protobothrops mucrosquamatus (brown spotted pit viper), 969 nucleotides long. Its product is annotated as olfactory receptor 52N4-like. The record is from RefSeq and is a predicted model, not a curated record. The transcript has a single exon. NCBI's taxonomy places the organism in Eukaryota, Metazoa, Chordata, Lepidosauria, Squamata, Viperidae. The coding region runs from base 1 to 969 and encodes 322 amino acids. Gene Ontology annotation, biological process: G protein-coupled receptor signaling pathway. Gene Ontology annotation, molecular function: olfactory receptor activity; G protein-coupled receptor activity. Gene Ontology annotation, cellular component: membrane.
AUGAUGACCAUGGUGAAUGAAACUGACUACAGCCUCAUGCAGUUUUUCUUGAAAGGGAUCCCAGGACUGGAACACGCUCAUCUCUGGAUCUCCUUUCCAUUUUUCUCUAUGUAUCUCAUUGGCAUGUUGGGGAACUGUGGACUUCUCUACAUCAUCUGGGCUGAGGAAGCCCUUCACAGGCCUAUGUACUACUUCCUCUGCAUGUUGUCUGUCACAGACAUAGUUAUGGGAACCUCUACGAUGCCAAAAGCAUUCUGCAUUUUUUGGCUAAACCUGGAGAAGAUCAGCUUCAGAGCCUGCCUGGUCCAGAUGUACAUUGUUCACACUUUCACAGGGAUGGAAUCUGGAGUCCUCAUGCUCAUGGCUUUGGACCGCUUUGUAGCUAUCUGUUAUCCAUUGAGAUAUGCUACUAUCUUGACCCACCCAGUCAUUCUUAAGGUAGGGAUCCUCACCUUCCUCAGAGGAGCAGUUCUCAUCCUCCCCUUUCCUUUUCUAGUCAGGAAAAUGAUAUAUUGCAACAGCAGAGCUAUUGCUCACACCUAUUGUGACCACAUGGCAGUGGUAAAGCUGGCUUGCAGCAAUAUCCAAGUUGAUGCUAUAUAUGGCCUGACAGUUGCCAUGUUGAUUGGGGGCUUUGAUAUCUCCUGCAUUACAAUGUCUUACUUCAUGAUCCUGAAGGCAGUUGUGGGCCUUUCCUCUCCAGAACAAAGGAGCAAGGCAUUUGGCACCUGCACUGCUCAUCUCUGUGCCAUUGCUAUCUCUUAUACACCAGCCUUCUUCACCUUCUUUGCACACCGUUUUGGUGGCCAUCACAUCACUCCUCAUGUUCACAUCAUUAUGGCCAAUCUUUACCUUCUUCUGCCUCCCAUGAUGAACCCCAUUGUUUAUGGAGUGAAGACAAAAGAGAUCCGUGAAAGUGUCCUGAGGUUGUUCCAUAAGGAAAAAAGUAUGACAACACCUAACCAUUGA